Molecule: messenger RNA, 3523 nt
Organism: Nycticebus coucang (slow loris)
Lineage: Eukaryota; Metazoa; Chordata; Mammalia; Primates; Lorisidae
Gene: PPP6R2
Product: protein phosphatase 6 regulatory subunit 2
Exons: 25
Coding region: 491-3394 (967 amino acids)
Cellular component (GO): nucleus; cytosol
Molecular function (GO): protein phosphatase binding; protein phosphatase regulator activity
Source: RefSeq, a predicted model, not a curated record
CGCCAUUUUGGAGCGAUCCGAAGGCCGCCCGCAGCCCGGAGCCGGUCCCGAGCCACCGGUCGGCUGCGCCUGUGUCUGUAGGCGCCGCGCCCGGGCCGGGUCCAUGUGCGUGCGGUCCUUCCGAGGCCACCCGGGCUUCGCCUCCACCAGCGCCCUGGCCUCCACCUGGGCCUCCAAGGAGCCGCCGCGACGCCCGGCCCGCAGGGCAGGCCCCGGCUGGAUUUGAACCUGCCAGCUCCAGUGUAUGUGGCCGACUCCCUAGCCACUGAGCUACAGGAGCCUACCCACGUGUCUUUGGAUUCUUUCGUGUAACAUUCUAACUACUGAUCCAGUUCACUAGACAUAGUGUAAAAAUAUUAUAAAUGUACUGAAUGAAAAAGUCUUCCUUGAAGUCACAUAUACUCCAAGAAAAGACCCCAGAUGUUUUUCUGUUUUGCCUAAAUACAAAAUUUAAACAAGAAGCUUCCACAGACGCUUCGUGGCCGUCACCAUGUUCUGGAAGUUUGACCUGAACACCACAUCCCAUGUCGACAAACUGCUGGACAAGGAGCAGGUGACACUGCGGGAGCUGAUGGAUGAGGAUGACAUCCUACAGGAGUGCAAGGCUCAGAACCAGAAGCUGCUGGACUUCCUGUGUAGGCCACAGUGUAUGGAGGAGCUGGUGGGCUUGGUCACACAGGACCCACCUCUGGACAUGGACGAGAAGGUCCGCUUCAAAUACCCAAACACAGCCUGUGAGCUUCUGACUUGUGAUGUGCCGCAGAUCAGCGACAGACUAGGCGGGGACGGGCAUCUGCUGGGUCUUCUGUGCAGCUUCCUGGGCCAUGAGCCGCCUCUCAAUCCUCUGCUAGCCAGUUUCUUCAGCAAGACUAUUGGCCAUCUUAUCGCCAGAAAGACUGAACAGGUGAUUACAUUCUUAAAGAAGAAGGACAAGUUCAUCAGCCUAGUGUUGAAACACAUUGGCACCUCAGCUCUCAUGGACCUGCUGUUGCGCCUGGUUAGCUGUGUAGAGCCCAUUGGGCUCCGGCAAGAAGUCCUACAGUGGCUUGAUGAAGAGAAGAUCAUCCAGAGACUUGUGGCGCUGAUCCAUCCGAGUCAGGAUGAAGAUAAGCAAUCGAACGCCUCUCAGACACUCUGUGACAUUGUUAGGCUGGGCAGAGACCAAGGCAGUGACCUGCCAGAGGCUGCGGAGCCAGACCCCCUCCUCACCGUGCUGGAGUCGCAGAACUGCGUGGAGCAACUCCUGAAGAACAUGUUUGAUGGAGACCAGACCGAGAGUUGCCUUGUCAGCGGGACUCAGGUGUUACUCACUUUGCUGGAGACCAGGCGGGCUGGGACAGAGGGCCUGGUGGAUGCCUUUUCUCAGGGACUGGAAAGGCCGCACGUUGUCAGCAGCGGUGUACUGCAGGGCAUCGAGCCACGGUUGAAGGAUUUCCACCAGCUCCUGCUCAACCCGCCAAAGGCUACAACUGGGUGGUGCCUCUGUUUGCAGAAGAAAGCAAUCCUGACCACCAUCGGUAUGCUAGAGGAGCCCCUGGGGAACGCCCGUCUUCACGGUGCCCGCCUCAUGGCUGCACUGCUGCACACAAACACACCUACCAUCAACCAGGAGCUCUGCCGACUCAACACCAUGGACUUGCUGCUGGACUUGUUUUUUAAAUAUACCUGGAAUAACUUUUUGCACUUCCAAGUGGAACUAUGCAUAGCUGCCAUUCUCUCCCACACUUCCCGGGAGGAGAGAGCAGAUGCCAUUGGAUCUGAGAGCAGGGUGGAACCUCUGCCUGGGAGUGAAAACAGGAAUGUGGAGACCCCGCAGCCUGCACCUGGCCUCCCUGAGAACACGAUGGUGACCCAUCUGUUCCAGAAGUGCUGCCUGGUACAGAGGAUCCUGGAGGCCUGGGAAGCCAACGACCACACACAGGCUGCAGGUGGCAUGAGACGUGGCAACAUGGGCCACCUCACGAGGAUUGCCAACGCGGUGGUGCAGAACCUGGAGCGGGGCCCUGUGCAGACUCACAUCCGCGAGGUCAUCCGAGGGCUCCCUGCAGAUUGCCGUGGCCGCUGGGAAAGCUUUGUGGAGGAGACACUGACAGAAACCAAUCGCAGGAACACUGUGGACCUGGUGAGGAGGCGCGGUGCUCUUGAGGUGAGCACUCACCACCUUCACUCCUCAAGUGAGGACGAGGACAUUGAGGGUGCUUUACCUAACGAGCUGUCCCUUCAGCAGUCUUUCUCCGAAUACCAGAUCCAGCAGAUGACAGCCAACUUCGUGGAUCAGUUUGGCUUCAAUGAUGAGGAAUUUGCAGACCAGGACGACAACAUCAACGCCCCGUUCGACAGGAUUGCAGAGAUUAACUUCAACAUUGAUGCUGACGAAGACAGUCCCAGUGCAGCUCUAUUUGAGACCUGCUGCAGUGACCGCAUCCAGCCCUUUGAUGACGAUGAGGAGGAGGACAUCUGGGAAGACAAGGAGACUCGCUGUGCCACUCGGGCGGUGGUCAGAGCCAGGUUUGGAGUCCCCCAGGCUUCAGAGAGCUGUACCAAGGAUGGUCUGGAGCACAGAGGCCAGGACAGAAAAGCGAGCUCUGAAGCAGAUAGGGAUGCCCUUGGAGUGGGCGCCCCCACAGCCCUUGUGAGGAACGAAGACCCCUCCAUGGAGGGUGAUUCAGAAGCAGGCGAGUGGACAGCAGUGUUUGAUGAACCAGUGAACUCAACACCCACAACUCCAGGAGUGGUGAGGGACAGGGGUUCCAGUGUGUGGGCAGCCAGCGCCUUAGCUCCAGAGGAGAGAGGCUGGGCCAAGUUCACCGACUUCCAGCCUUUCUGCUGCACUGAAUCAGGGCCCAGAUGCAGCUCUCCUGUCGACACAGGGUGCAGCCAUGCUGAAGGCAGCCAGAGCCAGGAUCUGGAGAAAGCUCUUGGCCCAGCCUCCCCGUGCACCUGGAAUGUGUGUGUCACCAGGAAGGCUCCCCUGGUGGUCUCUGACAGCAGCUCCUCUGGGGGAUCUGACAGUGAGGAUGAUGAGAAGGCAGCUGGUGCCACAGAAAGCAUGAGCAGGGGUCCAGGCCCAGAGGCCCCCCUGCUGCCCAAAGUGGCCAGGACCGAGGAGGCUGUCAUCAGCAGGGCUGAGCAUACUGACAGCCCCACCCCUGAGAAAAUGACUACUGCCCCAGCCGUGGCUGUAUUCCCCACGACCACCACAACCACCGCACCAAGCAAGGCUGACUCCCCUGUGGCUCCCCCAGCAGUCUCCUCUGCAGUGGCUGUGGCAGUCUCCCCAGGACCCAUCGUGGUGGUCACCACAGCCCCAGCUACAGUGGUCACUCUGGGGACAGUGACCAAGGACAGGAAGGACUCCCUGCCAGGAGGAGCUGCCUUAAAUGGCCCUGUGUGAUGCUGCUGCUGCCUGGCCAUGGCCCGCCCUAGUUAGGCUGCAUCCUUAAUCAAGAAAACUACCUGGUGAUGCAAUUUGGUUUUCUUUUUUAAUUUAAUUUAAUUUUAAAAUAAAUGCUGCAUUGGUAAA